Molecule: messenger RNA, 609 nt
Organism: Mycena citricolor
Lineage: Eukaryota; Fungi; Basidiomycota; Agaricomycetes; Agaricales; Mycenaceae
Source: the annotation of a GenBank genome assembly
AUGCGCUUCACUGCACUCUUCUCCGCACUCGUCGUCGCCGCCUCUGCCGCCUCAGCGGCGCAGGUCGAGAUCGAGAGCCGCGACACGCUCAGCGUGGCGCUGACGCUGACCGUCGCGAACCACUACGGCGCGCCGAUCCCUCCCUGGCAGCCAGGCUGCAAGCCCGGCUGGUACUACGGCGGCGGCCUCGUCGGCGGGGUCGUCGUCCCCAUCCUGGACGGGGUGCUCUGCGCUGUGCUCGAUCUGCUGCCCCUGUGCCUGCACUGCCCCCCGCCGUACCCGCCCCCGCCGCCCCCGCCGAACUCGCCCCCUGAGUACCGCCAGUCGUUCUCCAACUUGACGUGCGCCACGCAGGACUCGAGCUACCUCACGUAUGGCCUGGUCGACACCGUCGCCGGGUGCCAGGCGAUGUGCGACUCCGUUUCCGGCUGCAAGUUCUUCAACACGUACCACGACGUCAACGGCAAGAACGGCAGCCCCCAGCUGACCUGCGCGCUCUUCUCGGCUUCUUGCCUCGGCGCGAGCAGCGCGGACAACUGCGGCGGCCAGAAGCAGCCCGACGGCACGACCGACUACAUCACCAACUCGGACGGCUUCUGCCGCAACUGA